AUGGAGAGAAUUAUUCAACAAACUGAUUAUGAUGCACUGUCAAGUAAAAUAUGUGCACUUCAAUUCAGUUAUUUACCACCAAAUAAAGGUACACUUUCUGAACCAAUAGAUGAAACGUUACAAUCUUUGUAUCAAGAUAUUAAAUCAUUACAUUUUGAAUACUACAAGACAUUAAAAGAAGAAAGUAGAAAUGUUUAUGGGAAAAUAAAUAAAUUGAUGAGAAAUCCGUUCCCUGUAAUGAAUUAUGGAACGUAUUUAAGAACUUUAGCAAUUGAUGUCUCCCUGAUUAAAUUUAUUAAUAGUUUUCCAAUAGAUCAGCAUUUUCAAAUUGUUAAUUUAGGUAGUGGAUCGGAUUUAAGAUUUAUUCAAUAUUUAAAUAUGUUUGGUGAUAGAGUUGAACGUUUUAUUGACCUUGAUUUUAAGGAUGCAAUUAUUUUAAAACAAAAGAUUUUAAAGGAUUCAAUAACACUGGACCACAUCAUACAAUCAUAUCGAGAUAAGUUCGUUAUGUUGCCAGGAGAUCUAAAAAAUGUUGCAGGAACAUUAGAAAAAUUGACCCAAUUUUUAAACCCAAAAAUACCAACAAUAUUUAUCACUGAAUGUGUAUUAUGUUAUAUGACAGAAAAUGAUUCAAAACAAUUAGUAUCAACCAUUAUGAAUGAAUUUCCAACGGGGUGUUGGAUAUCGUAUGAUCCAAUUGGAGGAUCUGAUGUAAAUGAUAAGUUUGGUACAAUAAUGAAACGAAAUUUAAUGGAUUCAAGGAAUUUAGAAAUGCCAACUUUAUUAAUAUAUAAUUCGAAAUCAAAUUAUCCACAGAGAUGGGAUAAUGGAAAAUCAGAAAUUGUUAUUAAAGAUAUGUGGGAUUUCUUAUCAGAAUCGAUAUCUGAUAUUGAAAAGAAAAGAUUACGAUCUUUACAGUUUUUAGACGAAAUUGAAGAAUUAAAAAUUAUGCAAUCACAUUAUGUAAUAUUAAAUACAACUUGGACUUAA
Molecule: messenger RNA, 990 nt
Organism: Maudiozyma saulgeensis
Lineage: Eukaryota; Fungi; Ascomycota; Saccharomycetes; Saccharomycetales; Saccharomycetaceae
Source: the annotation of a GenBank genome assembly